AUGACUGGCUCGCACCACUCUGAUGGCCGCCGAAUCCCAAUAACAAUCAUCACCGGUUUUGCAGGCUCAGGCAAAACGACUCUCAUCCUCAACCUACUACCUCAACUGCGGACCACAAACCCAGGCUAUAAGCUCGCUUUGAUCAAAAAUGAAAUUGGAGACCUCAAUGUCGAUACCCAACUUGCUGCUUCUGCUGAGAUGACAGGAAGUCGAGAACUUCUGGGAGACUGUAUCUGCUGUACGAACGUCGGGCAGAUCGAGGAUGCACUACAUCAGCUAGAUCGCGAGUGCAGUCCAGACAGAAUCAUUGUUGAGACCUCUGGAUCAGCUGAGCCGCUAAAACUUGUUCUAGAGGUCAACAGGAUCGCAAAGCUUACGGGACGAUUUGAAUUGGAUGGUGUGAUCUCUGUCAUUGAUGCGGAGAAUUGGUCUGGCUAUUCUAAUACUUCAUAUACCGCUAAGUUGCAGGCUCAGCAGACUGACCUGAUCAUAAUCAAUAAGUGGGAGAGUCUUUCCGAGAGAGAAUUUGAUUUGUUCCUCGACAAAGUUGGUGAGCUGGACGUUGAUACGCCGCAGACGAAGAGCGAUAAGGGUUGGAUCAGUCCGGAUCUGUUAUUUGGAUUCGACUCGAAGAUGGCGAAGGCGUGGAUAGACGGACAUGCGAGCAGUACCCGUUCUCACGACCACCAUCACGAUCACGGUCAUAUGUCGGAAAUGGAGUGUCUGUCCAUCACACUCACAUCUCCGAGUCCAGGCUCGAACAUAGAUCUGGCAAAACUUGACACCUUACUCAAAUCAGCACCCAAGGACGAAGUCUAUCGCAUCAAAGCUGUGCUGUACUCUACAGCUGCUCCUAAGACCUCUGAUGGAACGGAUGUCAAUGGUACAAAGUUAAAGCGAGCGCGAUAUAUCUUGAACUGGUCUUUUGGUCGAUGGACAUGGUCGCGUGACGAGCUCAAUGAAUCAAGAGCGCCUGUACUGCGGAUGUCGAUCUUCACGGCGCAGUACGAGAGCAAUAAGUGGCUCAAGAGGAUUGAGUCUGGGCAGUACACUGCGUUUGCUGAGGCAGGAGCAGAAGUGAAACUUGAGGUCAGGCGAGUUCAAUGA
Molecule: messenger RNA, 1107 nt
Organism: Recurvomyces mirabilis
Lineage: Eukaryota; Fungi; Ascomycota; Dothideomycetes; Mycosphaerellales; Teratosphaeriaceae
Exons: 1
Coding region: 1-1107 (368 amino acids)
Cellular component (GO): cytoplasm
Source: RefSeq, a predicted model, not a curated record